This is a messenger RNA of Tyto alba (common barn owl), 1258 nucleotides long. It is a transcript of the gene SUMF2, whose product is annotated as sulfatase modifying factor 2. The transcript is spliced from 9 exons. The record is from RefSeq and is a predicted model, not a curated record. Bases 279 to 1139 code for a protein of 286 amino acids. Gene Ontology annotation, cellular component: endoplasmic reticulum. Lineage: Eukaryota; Metazoa; Chordata; Aves; Strigiformes; Tytonidae.
GCCGGUGCUGCUUCUGCCGCUCCCUCUGCCUUCCAAAUCAGUGGGGUUCUUCCCUGCCUAGCUUCCCUUUCUUCUAACUGCAGCAAGCCAUGAAUUUCAAGGAGCUGCCUUGCUGAUUUCACCUAACUUGAGGGCGUUCCUUUCCCGAGAGAGACACUGAAAAUGGGGCUUUUAAAAUAUUUUAAGCUUGUUAUCAAAAAAAUGCAGACUUACACAAAUGCUAAUCAUAGUUGCUUACUGUAUUGCACCCUACCUCCGCGUUUGGAAAUAAUGAAGACAUGGUGCAGCUGCCUGGCGGGAAGUUUCAGAUGGGAUUCAGUUCCCUGGAGAAGAGAAAUGAAGAGGGGCCUGUCAGGGAGGUGACAGUGAAGCCAUUUGCUGUCGACAAGUACCCCGUCACAAACAGGGAUUUCAGGGAGUUUGUUAGAGAAAAGAAAUACAAAACAGAAGCAGAAGCAUUUGGCUGGAGCUUUGUCUUUGAGGAUUUCGUAUCUGAAGAGCUGAAAAAAAAAGUCACCCAAAAACUGGAGUCUGCCCCUUGGUGGCUGCCCAUCGAGAAGGCUUUUUGGCGACAGCCCUCGGGUCCUGGCUCCAGCAUAAAGGACAGGCUGGAUUAUCCGGUGCUGCACGUGAGCUGGAACGACGCGCGAGCGUUCUGUGCCUGGAAAGGGAAGAGGCUCCUGGCAGAGGAGGAGUGGGAAUUUGCUGCCAGGGGAGGACUGGAGCAAAGGGUGUAUCCCUGGGGAAACAAGUUUCAGCCGAACCGUACAAAUCUGUGGCAGGGUGAUUUCCCAAGGGUCGACACAGCUGAAGAUGGUUAUCACGGCGUCUCGCCAGUGGCAGCAUUCCCUCCUCAGAACAACUAUGGGCUCUAUGACCUGCUGGGUAACACCUGGGAGUGGACUGCAUCGGAGUACCUGACUCCGGGGCCGUCAUCGAGGCAGCGUGCUCAGAACAUGCAGGUCCUGAGAGGUGCCUCAUGGAUUGACACCGCAGAUGGAUCUGCAAACCAUAAAGCUCGUGUUACUACCAGAAUGGGGAACACACCAGACUCAGCCUCUGACAACCUCAGCUUCCGCUGUGCUGCCGACGUCCCGCCUGUCAGGGCUGAGAAAAGCCGGACCAAACCCGAGCUCUGAGGUCACCAGGGAAGACUGGAAGGCAUUUUCUCCUGUGGAGAUGAACAGUAACCUCCAGCAGUCACUUUCAUUAAACCCAGGCACUUUUAAAAAUUAAAAAUAAAUACUUUCAGCUAAGA